Cladocopium goreaui is the source of this 1849-nucleotide messenger RNA. The record is from the annotation of a GenBank genome assembly. Lineage: Eukaryota; Dinophyceae; Suessiales; Symbiodiniaceae.
UCUGAAGCAUUUGAAGCCUUCAGCUCGCCCAUGGCGAGUGACUCGAGUGACAACAGAAACCAUUGGACUAUAAAUGUUUUGUUGCCCACUGGCCGUUGUGAAGCUGUGAGACUCCCUGGAUCUGCCAGCGUCGGUGAGCUACUUGUUCAACUGGUGGCGUCAGGCGCUGUGACAGGCCAUGCCCUCCGGCUGGCACGUGCUGGGGCCAAUUUGGAUCCUGCAGCUUCGUUGGAAUCGGCUGGGCUUGGAGAUGGGGACACUGUGAGCGGAGCCAAAACCUCGACAGCUUUGCAUGGAGCAGUCAGCUUCGAAGUGGUGUUGCCAAGCGGCCGUUCUGCAAAGCUAAAGGCCAACCAAGAGGGCAGCAUUGAGCAAGUAAGACAGGAAGCACAAAAAAUCCUCGGAGAAGCUUUCCUGAAGUUGGUGACAGAUGGAGGGCUGCCUUUGGAUUCUUUGGAUCCCAAGCUUCCUCUUUACACUGCAGGUCUCAAGGAUGAUGACAGCCUCACUGCGAUUGCACAGCCUGUUCGGCUUGCUGCUUCAUCUCGUGCUUUUGCCUUUUGGCCUCUUGGUGGUCAGGUUGUGACUUGGGGAGACCCAAAGAUGGGUGGCGACACGGGCAGUGUCCGCGACCAGCUGAGAUGUGUGCAGCAGGUUGAGGCCAAUCGGCACGCUUUUGCAGCUAUUCGAACUGAUGGCUCUGUUGCCACCUGGGGCAAUAAAUCCUCUGGUGGAGACAGCAGUCGGGUUCAGGAUCAGUUGAAGGAAGUGGUACAAAUCUGUGCAGUGGAUGAUGGUGCAUUUGCUGCUCUUCUGGCAGAUGGGCAUGUGGUGACCUGGGGUCAGCCAUCCUUUGGUGGUGACAGCAGUUCAGUCCAGGACCAACUCAAAGAAGUGAAAGAGAUUCGCGCGACUGCGCAGGCCUGUGCCGCGAUUCGGGCCGAUGGCACUUUGAUUACAUGGGGCCAUUUGGAUGCAGGACGUGACAUCAGACAAGUGCAGGGUAAGCUCGUCCAAGUGCAGCAAGUGUGUGGUUCUCAGCGGGCGUUUGCUGCCAUUGUCAAGGAUGGAGAUGUGGUGACAUGGGGCAAGGAAGACGUAGACUUUGGUGCUGACAGUGGGUCAGUUCAAGACCAGCUGAAGCAGGUUAGGCAGCUUACUUCCUCCUUGCGCGCGUUUUGUGCCAUCAAGGCCGAUGGGUCUGUUGUGACCUGGGGCGAUCCGGCAUGGGGAGGUGACAGCAGCAAGGUCCAAGACCAGCUGAGAGAUGUGCAACGCGUCACCGCCAGCAGCCGUGCCUUUGCUGCAUUGCUGAAAAAUGGGACUGUUGUGACUUGGGGCGAUGCCAAGUGUGGUGGUGACAGCAGCCAGGUGUCUGAUCGCCUCAGAAAUGUGCAACAGUUACAUUCUACAAAUGGAGCUUUUGUGGCCCUGCUGGCUGAUGGCUCAGUGGUCACCUGGGGUGAUCCUGCCGUUGGCGGGCAACUGCCCCAAGAAUAUGAGCCAAUGCAGGUGCAAGAGCUGACAGCAUCGAUGGACUCAUUCGCAGCAGUGUUGGCCACAGGUGCAGUCAUUUCCUGGGGGAAGGAGGCUAUGAAAGUAGACAUCCAUGACAUCCCCUAGCCAGAGACAGCCUCGCCACUUUUCAAAAGACCAACCAAAUCCAACCAACGUGUUAUGACGUGCUGGUCGGGACAACAGGAACGAUGGGACGAUGACCAUGGACAACCCUUGCCCAAAGGAAUGGCAGUUUCACACAGUCCAUGAUUCAUGCUUGUCCGUGCAGUUUCACGCUUUGGCAAGAAAAGCAGUGAAGCAUGUAUAGCGCAAAGCCAACUCAUUGCAGCCA